Messenger RNA from Rotaria sordida, 512 nucleotides. NCBI's taxonomy places the organism in Eukaryota, Metazoa, Rotifera, Eurotatoria, Philodinida, Philodinidae. The record is from the annotation of a GenBank genome assembly.
AUGAUGCGUCUUCUUGUGGAUGAAUUUACUUCUUUAUAUAAUUAUUCAUGUUCAGUUCAAUCAAAUAUGUCUAAUGCUAUGUUUAUUGCUUGUACACAUGAUAGUUAUGUAUUACGUGAUGGUAUUCCAUAUAUGAAUGAUGUAUGGCCUGGUAUUCAUAUUCGAUAUAUUCCUCAUGGACAUGCUAGUGCAUUUUUAUUUAAUCAAUCAGAUUUUCAUCAUGCUGCUGCUGCUAAAAUGUUACAACGACAAGAAUCAUAUGUAAAACUAAAAAAACAUCUAAUCAUAUCACCAAUUUCUAUUACUACACCAAAAAAUUUGUGAAGAUAUAUAUUUUUUUCAUAUAGAUAUUCUCUCGAAAAGUAUCAAAUAUUUCCUAGUUUUUGUGUUAUGAUUUGAAUAAUAACUCAGAGAAAAGAAAACUUUUGAUCAAAUAUAAACUAGAUAAUAUAUUAAUCGUUUUGUUUUUUUAAAUAUAAUUUGUAUGACUCUGGUAAAAACAUGAGCAAACA